CGCGCAUGCGCACAGUUACCCCGCCGCUGUUUGGCCGUUUCCAUGGCUACAAAGAGCGUUGACGGGGGUCUGCGACUGAGAAAAUGAAGCUCAAGAGCCUCCUGCUCCGGUAUUACCCGCCAGGAAUUAUGUUGGAAUAUGAAACGAGUGGGGAGCUGAAGACCAAAUGCCUAGAUUUGCUCAACCUCAGUCCCAGCACUGAUGUCAAUGCCUUAGUCGAGGAGAUACAGAAAGCAGAGCCUCUGGUCACGGCUUCCCGAUCAGACCAAGUAAAGCUUUUACUACAGAGAUUACAAGACAAGCUCAGACAGCACAGCAGCCACACAUUCUACCUUUUUAAGGUUCUCAGAGCACAUAUACUGCCAUUGACCAAUGUUGCACUUAAUAAAUCGGGGUCUUGCUUUAUCACAGGAAGCUAUGAUCGGACCUGUAAACUCUGGGACACCGCGUCCGGAGAGGAGCUGCACACGCUGGAGGGCCACCGGAAUGUGGUGUAUGCCAUAGCAUUCAACAAUCCGUAUGGUGACAAAAUUGCUACUGGAUCCUUUGAUAAGACCUGUAAGCUAUGGAGUGUAGAAACGGGGAAAUGUUACCACACCUUUAGGGGUCACACAGCAGAAAUAGUGUGUUUGUCAUUCAAUCCUCAAAGCACACUGGUGGCCACUGGAAGCAUGGACACAACGGCCAAACUGUGGGACAUUCGGACUGGAGAGGAAGUGUCCACCCUGAAAGGACAUUUGGCUGAAAUCAUCUCUUUGUCCUUUAACACCUUGGGAAACAGAAUCGUCACAGGGUCUUUUGAUCACACGGUUGUAGUGUGGGAAGCUGAAACUGGAAGGAAGGUGUACACCCUACUUGGACACAGUGCUGAGAUCAGCAGAGCCUUAUUCAGCUGGGAUUGUUCUCUGAUAUUAAGCGGCUCCAUGGACAAAACCUGCAUGCUGUGGGAUGCUGCAAGUGGAAAGUGUGUGGCAACAUUUACAGGCCAUGAUGAUGAAAUACUAGACAGCUGUUUUGAUUACACUGGAAAAUUUAUUGCAACUGCGUCAGCUGAUGGAACAGCAAGAGUUUUCAGUGUAGCCACAAGAAAAUGCAUUGCCAAAUUGGAAGGCCAUGAAAGCGAAAUUUCAAAGAUUUCUUUCAACCCCCAGGGGAAUCGUCUUCUAACUGGCAGCGCUGAUAAAACAGCCAGAAUCUGGGAUGCUCAGACUGGGCAGUGCCUCCAGGUUCUUGAGGGGCAUACUGAUGAGAUCUUUUCAUGUGCUUUCAACUAUGAAGGCAACAUAAUCAUUACAGGUAGCAAGGACAAUACGUGUAGGAUAUGGCGUUGACGGAACCCAGCCAGGUGAUCAGCAAACUCGCUGGAAAUGGAGAUGAAGACAGAGCUUCACAGAUGUUAAGCAAGCUGUUUUGAUAUUUCACAUUUUCUCUUUUUCUAUAAGUCCACUAUAUACUGUCCUUAGCUUCACAGAUAUGACCAUUAAAACUAAUAAAUUCAUUCAUUUCUUGAUAUUAUUUGAUGGAAAUGAUAGGAGAGAGCACAAUGUUUGGCCAAUGUCACUGGUCUUUUCAAUUUUGUUUUUAUUUUUAGUAGCAUCAUGAUAGUGACAAGGGAAAUCAGAGUGAUUUCACGAUGUGUCUCCCAGAUUCUACUCUGUAGGUUGUUAUAAAACCUGUUGAAUAAAGUUUUUGGAAGCA
Molecule: messenger RNA, 1698 nt
Organism: Suricata suricatta (meerkat)
Lineage: Eukaryota; Metazoa; Chordata; Mammalia; Carnivora; Herpestidae
Gene: DAW1
Product: dynein assembly factor with WD repeats 1
Exons: 13
Coding region: 84-1331 (415 amino acids)
Biological process (GO): protein polyubiquitination
Cellular component (GO): SCF ubiquitin ligase complex
Molecular function (GO): ubiquitin-like ligase-substrate adaptor activity; protein binding
Source: RefSeq, a predicted model, not a curated record